This is a messenger RNA of Beauveria bassiana ARSEF 2860, 1800 nucleotides long. RefSeq lists its product as uncharacterized. The transcript has 2 exons. The record is from RefSeq and is a predicted model, not a curated record. The coding region runs from base 1 to 1800 and encodes 599 amino acids. Gene Ontology annotation, molecular function: protein binding. NCBI's taxonomy places the organism in Eukaryota, Fungi, Ascomycota, Sordariomycetes, Hypocreales, Cordycipitaceae.
AUGAAGUUUUUUACAAGCUUGGCCGUGCUAGUUGGGCUGGCUGGGGCUAGUCCAGUGGCAACUCUUCAGGGCCCGCCGUCCAACUUUACUUUGGCGAAGCACAACCGUACAUCAAGUACCGUGCCAACUGGACCCCAACCAACUCGGCUCCCUACUCUUACGGAUAAAGAGUUCUUUACCCUCACACCAUCCUUUACCCUCGAGAUCCGCGGUGGACGGUGCGACAUCACCAACCUGCCGGGCCGCACUACCGGCUUCUACUGGCGCCUGGUGUACGACCUGGACCACGCAGGCAGCUUUCGCUUCGAAAAAUGUGGGCAGGAUCAGCACAGCCUCGUCUUUACCAAGAUUCAGAAUCAAUAUGUCCCCGGCUAUGCUGUCGAGUACAAACUCGUCACGUCAGGCGCAGAGCUCAUCUGCGACAGCGGUGUCCUCAGCAAGGUCAAGGUCCAAGGCUCCAGUGUUGUAGCCACCCCCGCUACCGAGACCUACAUUAUCGAGAAGUAUGGCAAGACUAUGUACGCGUGCUCCAAGGACGCUCCUUGUGUUCCGUCAAAGUGUGAGAAGGGCUGUGAAAAGGAGGCCAAGGGCAACGACGACGUCAAGGGCAACGACGACGUCAAGGGCAACGACGGCGUCAAGGGCGUUGACCGUCCGUCAUUCUGUGGCGGUCAAGUCCCCAAACCUGCUUCUUCUAAGCGGGCACUUUACUUCCUUGACAGCAAUCCAGCCAACGCAUCUAUCAUCUCGUUGCCGAUCCUGCAGGACGGUUCUUUGGAAAAGAGCAGAGCUGUGCGCACCUCAACUGGCGGGCGCGGGUCAAUUGGCCGGAAUAUGAAUGGGACAGUCCUUGUCGACCCCCUAUUUUCCCAGGGAUCCGUCGUGGUCAGUGGUAAAUACCUCUUCACGGUGAAUGCUGGCUCCAAUACGCUGGCCAGGUUUGAAAUACCAGACGCGGACCCUGCCAGUCUAAAGCUACUGGGCGAGCCCGUUCAUACCGGGGCCGAGUUUCCCAACUCGGUGGCGGUUUCCGACAAGAACAAGAUCGCGUGCGUCGCAAACACGGGAAGAAACGCAGGUGUCCAAUGCUUCAAGACUCUUGACCAGCAUCUCGAACCUUUUGACGAAUACAUGCUGCUGCCUGUCAACCAGACGUCACCCCCGAUUGGUGUUCCGAAUACGGUGUCUAAUGUCGUCUUCAACCCUUCACAGACGGCCCUGUUUGUCACCGUAAAGGGCAAUGGUGAGAGUGGUUCCACCGGACGGGGAUAUAUAUAUGCCUACCAAGUCCUAAAUGGCCAGAUCAACUCGCAGCCCGUCAUCUCGCGCCCGCCAGGCUUGAUGCUUGAUUUCUCCCUGUCCUUCCUCUCGGACUCGGCUGCCGUCGUGACAGACCCGGCAUACGGUGCCUCGUACAUUUCUAUUGCGAGCAAUCUCUCCGUCACGGUCUCUAACCAGAUCACUAUACCUGGCCAAGGCGCUACAUGUUGGUCCGUUUUUGCUCCGGAAUUCGACACCGUGUAUUUGUCUGACGGCGCAUCGCCAAACAUCACCGCCCUUGAUCCCAUGUCCGGCAAGACCAAGUUUGUCAUCCCUGGCGAUGGUCAAUCUACCGGCUCUUUUGAUUCCGCGGUGGAUCGCUCGAGCCUUUAUGUUCUCCAGGGCAGCGCGGCCGUCUCUGUGUUUGAUCUGAAAGGGUCGAAGAGCGGCGACCAGACGCCUAGCCUCUUUCAGUACCUUGAUCUGUCCUUUCUGGGAGUAAGAUCAGGAUGGAUUGGCAUGGGUAUCUAUUCCAACUAA